This is a messenger RNA of Penicillium concentricum, 1344 nucleotides long. RefSeq names its product response regulator. NCBI's taxonomy places the organism in Eukaryota, Fungi, Ascomycota, Eurotiomycetes, Eurotiales, Aspergillaceae. Gene Ontology annotation, biological process: osmosensory signaling via phosphorelay pathway. The transcript has a single exon. The record is from RefSeq and is a predicted model, not a curated record. Gene Ontology annotation, cellular component: Mcs4 RR-MAPKKK complex. Gene Ontology annotation, molecular function: protein kinase activator activity; phosphorelay response regulator activity. The coding region runs from base 1 to 1344 and encodes 447 amino acids.
AUGGCGCCCCGCCGUGUUUGGGUCAAGCGAUCGGCUUGCUCCGCGACCUUGGUAUCAUACUUGGAGGAUGCAAUUGUGGAUGAGCUGCGCGACCAGGUGAUAAGGAAAUAUGCGAAUUCCUUAAGGAGGAAAUUUGAUUCUCCUGACAUUGUGACCAAAAUCACUCCUCGUCAGGGCUUGAACCGACAGGCCCAACAAGAGCGUCUCCUCAACCUGGAUGAAAUUUUGUCAUCAGUGCUCGACGCAUACUACCCUAGGGGUCAGACAAUAGAAGAGGCGCUGGUGAUCAAUGUGCCCACGGGCUAUACCCCGAGGCCAUCACCACGUUAUACAUUUUACGGUCGCCGUCGUUCGGAGUGUAGCAAGCAUGGCGACUACUCUCCUCUCAUGUUGGAGAGUAAAGAUGCACCGGUGCUACCUCCACCUCCGCGCCCACCAAGCUCGCUAGCUGGCGUCGACCCACCAUCUGGCUUAAUACCCACUACUGAUGUGGCCCCUGGCCCCUUCGCUGCCGUCACCUGGAAGCCUUGGGUCACAGCAUACUUCAGAUUCGCCAACGACGCUCUGUCAUGUACUUACCAUGCCAGGUAUGCUGAUUUCUCUGCUUUUAUCUUUAUUCUCUGGCAGAAAAAACGACUGACAUCCAUAGAGCCCGGCAACUUUUCUCAUGACCAAACUUCACCCGCUGCUUUGGCCCCGACUGCCCUAAUCCCGCCCGCACCCACGACAGAGUCACUGCAGGCAAAGACGCACACGGCCCUGGCACCAGCCGCAUCUCCACGAUCUCUUCGAACAAGGAAAAACUGUUCAUCGCCAGGUGCAGCCCUUGGCGGGUUGGUUGAUGGCACUGUACCGCCAAUCAAUGUCCUCAUCGUGGAGGACAACAUCAUCAACCAGAAGCUGCUGAAUGCAUGUACGAAACGACUGAACGUUCGUUGGGUGUUUGUAGUUGACGGCGAAGAAGCAGUACGGAAAUGGCGACAGGGCGGUUUCCACCUUAUGCUGAUGGACAUCCACUUGCCCAUCAUGAAUGGGUUGGAUGCUACUAAAGAGGUACGGCGGCUCGAGCGACUGAAUGGAAUUGGCGUCUUUUCUAAGACAGAUUCUGGUCGCUCCACCGUCUCAAAGUCUCCAUCGGGAAAGGGACCAGGACCUCAGCGCUCUCCAAGUGAAGAGGACACUCUGGCCAAUCUCUCUGUAUUUUGCAGCCCAGUGGUCAUUGUCGCGUUCACGGCCAGCAUCUUACAAAGCGACCGUCACGAUGCACUGGCUGCUGGCUGCAACGAUUUCUUGACUAAGGCAUCUUUCAAUAACUCCAAAUCUCUCUACUUCAAUCAGUACUAA